Messenger RNA from Peromyscus leucopus (white-footed mouse), 6770 nucleotides. RefSeq names its product adenylate kinase 9 (gene Ak9). Gene Ontology annotation, biological process: nucleobase-containing compound metabolic process. Gene Ontology annotation, cellular component: mitochondrion; cytoplasm. NCBI's taxonomy places the organism in Eukaryota, Metazoa, Chordata, Mammalia, Rodentia, Cricetidae. The record is from RefSeq and is a predicted model, not a curated record. Gene Ontology annotation, molecular function: AMP kinase activity; ATP hydrolysis activity; ATP binding.
AAAAAAAAAAACAACCUCAGAGCGCUAAGCCUGCAGCCGCCGGGGCCGCAAAGUGCUUCCGUAUUCCCCAAGCCACGCCUCCCACCAAGCCCCGCCCAGACGCGAGGGGGCGGGGUUACAGGAGGACGGCGUUGUGGAGGGCGGACGCUAAGGGCGCCAUCUUUGUUAAGGUCAAGCUCCAAAGCCUCUGCUGUAUCUUGAUCCUUAAGGAAAGGAGGUCAGGUGACCGGAGUCUCCUUUCCGAUCGGCUUCUCCAUGUGUUAAUUGGUCUGUUUCUUCAUGUCUACUCUUUCUGAGUGCCUGUGAUUUCCCCCUCUUUCGUCUCCUAUUUUAUUCCCGUGAGAGUCAAUAAAGUUCAUGUUGUGGCUGUGUGGCCCACGAAUCUUUCCUGAUUACUUCAGUGUGACGCCUUUGGUAUUUGCACAUUUUAUGUGUGUGGUUAACCGUCCGCGAAUUCUUAAAAAGACGGUGCCGGGUAGGGGAGAGCCGUGCAGGGGAGCGCGCUGGUGCUGGGGGCCGUUCUGGUCAAUAUGAGGUUUUUCCGUUUGCUUUCCGGACGUAAGUGGACAUUAAGAAGACAAUAUACGCACUGACUCUGCUCAUCACCUCCGCAUUUGAGUGGGAGGGUGUUUUUUAAUUAUGAACACAAAAGCACGCAUUUAGGAAUUCGCUCGAAUUACAGCGCCUCCUCCAGAGGCCCCGCCCUCCAAGGGGCCCUGCAAGCCGCCCACAGGUUUCCAGGGCAACCGCCCAACAGAUACCUGCAGCCUCUGGACUUAGCUGUUGUUGGUCCCGGUCCACAGGGGCCAGUGUUUUCUAUUAUGGCUUCUGCAGAGAAGACAGAAGAAUAUCCAUUUGCAGAUAUUUUUAAUGAAGACGAAACUGAGAGAAGCUUUUUGUUGUCCAAACCUACUUGCUUUGUUAUAUUUGGAAAACCAGGGUGUGGGAAGACAACAUUAGCCCGUAAUAUAGCACAGGCAUGGAAAUGCAUUCGUGUGGAAGCCUUGUCAGUUUUAGAAGAAAUCACUGCCACCGAGACUGAAAUGGGAACCACACUGCAGUCAAUGCUGGUGGGCGGCCACAGCAUCCCAGACGAGCUCGUCAUGAAGUUGAUCCUGGAGAAGCUCAAGUCUCCAGAAGUUUCUCACUUUGGUUACAUCAUCACUGAAAUACCAACACUGACACAGGAUAACCUGACCACUUUGAACCAAGUAGAACUUGUUAAAAAUUUAGAAUUGCAACCAGAUGUCAUAAUCAAUAUUAAGUGUGGUGACUAUGAUUUGUGCCAAAGAAUCUCUGGGCAAAGACAGCACAGUUCUACAGGGUAUAUAUACUCUAGAGAACAGUGGGACCCUGAGAUCAUCGAGAGUCGCAGGAGAAGGAAGAAGGAGCCUCCCAAAGAUGGAAAAUCUGAAGAGGAAGAAGAGGAGGAAGAACAAGAAGAAGAGGAGGCACUGAUUGCUGAGAUGCAGAUGGUAGCGGAAAUGCUUCAACACCUGGUUCAGAGGCCUGAGGAUUAUUUGGAGAACAUCGAAAAUACUGUGAAACUCUAUAAGGAAGAACUCCUUGAUGCUUUAGAAGAGAUAAUGGCUGAGCAUAAUCCCCAGUACCUCAUCGAGCUCGACGGGAAUAAGUCACCAGAGGACCUCUUCACGACAGUUAUAGAGCGGCUGAAAUACCUGAAUCUGCGAAGAGCGGCCAUUGUCACCAAGCUGCAGAGCACAGAGGAAGAAGUGACUGACAUAGUGGACACUGAGGAGCUGUUCCGGACCCUCUCCGCUUACAAGCUCAUCGCGCCGCGGUACAGAUGGCACCGCAGCAGGUGGGGGCGUUCCUGCCCCGUGGCCCUAAAGGACGGGAACAUCUAUUCGGGGUCAGCGGAUCUUUGCGUGAGUUUUCUAGGUAAAAUGUACUGCCUUUCUUCUGAAGAAACAUUGAAAGUGUUCUCACUGAACCCCCGUCCCUGCCUUCUGCCGCCCAUGCCAAUCCCGCCGUGUAAAAUCUUUAUAUUCGGGCCUCGCAGCUCAGGGAGAACGACGCUGUGCAACCUGAUGGCAGAACACUUCAAAGCGAAGGUAGUUGACUAUGCUGAAGUUGUUCAGCCACGUUUUGAUGAAGCCCGUGAAACACUAAUUAAAGACACCAUAAAGGAAGUCACCAACACAGCCAUCAAAACCGUGAAAGAGAGGCUGCUGAUGGAGCUGAGGUCUAAGAAGCAAGAGGAGAGAAACUUGAAGGAAUUGCAAACGCAGUAUGCAAAAAAGGAGUAUGAAGACUUCAUGGAUAAUAAAAUGUUUAAAAGCGCUGAAGACUUACAGUCUUUGGAUGAUGAAGCGACCGCUCCAAGCUCCCAGAAAUACAGCUCCUUAGACAUUCUCGACGAAGACAAAACUAGAUCUGACUACACCCUUGUGGACGUCGAUAGAGACGUCUCCACAGAAGACUCUAUAGAAGAGGUGAAUGAAACCCAUCCCGAGGUGCUUUUCAUGAUAGAGGAUACUCUGAGACAGGCCAAGGAUUUGAACUUCGAGCAGCCCUUUGAGAAACACACUGAGCUACUAGAGGAAGUCAUCAAAGAGGUAACUGAAGAUAACAAGAACAGGUUUCCUGGUGCCCCAAAAUAUGGAGGAUGGAUUGUGGACAACUGCCCUACUAUAAGAGAUCUGUGGACAGCCUUCAUCGAUAAGGGAAUUGUUCCUGAUUUGGUUAUCUCUUUAACAGAUGGAGAAAACAAUGGAAAAUGUUUUUUAAAUAGAAUGUAUUUAAAGAAUAAGUCUGAAAUUGAUGCUAAGGUUUUAGAACGAUUAUUUGAAGAACUUCAAGCCAAAAAAAGGGAAGAGGAGGAAAUACGAAAAGCCAAAGAGGAAGAAGCGAGACUGGAUGAAGAAAAACAGAGGAUGGCGGAGUUUGAGGGAAAGAAAGCAAAAGAUGGUGAAGAGGCUGAUAAUGAAGCUGAUGAGGAGGUGGAUGGUGAAGAUUCUGAAGUUCAUGAUGCACCUGAAGAGGCUGAGGCACCUGAGAUUCAAGAGAACACUAGAGGGUCGUUGUUACCUGAGGAGUCUGAAGCAUUGGAGGCCCCAGAAGCAGAACAUGAACCUGAAUCAGUUCCCGAGCCUCCGGAGGACACUGCAGUCGAAGCAGGAGUUCGAAAGGGAUCCAAAGAGGUCCUGGGACCUGAAGAACUGCCUGAAACAGUUGUGAUGCCGGAGUUCCCAGAGGACGCUUACCCCAAUGUUCCCGAGAUGGAGCCACUGAAGGAGGAGCUGAAUAAUUACCUUCUCAUGUGGAAACAUCUGGAGCAGUUGAUUACAGACAAUUUGAUUCAAAUAUUAACACUGGACAUUUCCAACAAGACCCCGAAGGAGCUGCUUCAAAGAGUAGUGGAGACGACGGAAAAGCCUUUUCAGUAUGCUGCAUGGGAACUAAAUGCUGAAGACUAUGAUGAAGAAGCAGAAGACUACCAGGCUGAGAUCGAGAUCGAUGAGGAGCAGGAGGAGGAGGAAGAGGAAGAGGAGGAGGGUGAAGAGAAGAUUAAAGAAAAAAGGAGGCACUUAGGAGACACGAAACACUUCUGCCCAGUGGUUCUCAAAGAAAACUUCAUCCUCCAGCCUGGCAACCAGGAAGAGGCCGUUAAAUACAGAGAAAAGAUAUACUACUUUUCAACUGCUGAGGCCAAGGAGAAGUUUUUGGACCACCCUGAGGACUAUGUGGCCCAGAACGAACCAUUAAAGGCUCCUCCGAUCAGGAUGUGUCUUCUGGGUCCCCGGGGCUCUGGCAAAACUACGUGUGCAAGAAAGUUGGCAGAAAACUUUGGCGUUUUUCACAUUCAAUUUGAUGAGUUUCUCCAAGAAAAAUUGCUGCUCAAGGCUGAAAGGAAAUUCGGACCCGAGUUUGAGGACGAUUCCGAGGACGAGCAAGCCGCAAAGCAAGAACUGGAGGAGCUCGCGGUUCAGGCCAAUGUGAAGAUUGAAGAAGAGAGCACAAAGAAGCCGAUUCCAGACGUGCAGUUCACAGAGGAGGAAGAAGCAAUCAAGCUGAGUCUAACGGAGAACGAGGCCCUGCCUUCCGAAAUUCUAGACCCCAUCCUUUCCGAGUGGUGGCUUAAAGAACCGAUACGCUCCACCGGCUUCAUACUGGAUGGUUUCCCGCGGUACCCCGAGGAAGCCCAGUUUCUAGCGGAGCGCGGCUUUUUCCCGGACGUUGCCGCCGUGAUACAGGUAGAGGAUCAAGACAUCUUUGAUCGCCUCCUUCCGGCGCAAGUGCAGAAGUGGAGACAGAAACAGCGCAAGAAAGCAGAACGGAAGAAAUUCAUCAAAGACUUGAAGACAAAAAUCAGGGAGGAUAUGAUUGCUAAAAGAAGAGCUGAACUUAUUUUAGAGAGAGAGAGGAAAAAGAGUGCUUUCAGAGACGACGACGAGUUCAGCGACGACGACGCUGACGAAGAGGAGGACAUCGAAAACAUCCUUGAAGAGGAGUUUCCGAAAGAUGAGGAAGAGAUGAGUGAGGAGGAUGAGGAGCACGAGGGAGACGCGACGGAGCGCCUGAGAAGCGAGCUGGGGGAAAAAUACGAGACAGACAUGAAUAAUCUUCAAGUAAUACAGGAAGAAUUUGAGAAGGUGCUGGUCCCGAUAAUCACAGUUAACGGAGCUAGGAAGACUCACAUUGUACAAUAUGUGUUGAAUUUGAAAGUGAAGCCGCUAGUGGAGAACCGUGCAAGUAUUUUUGAAAAGUGUUACCCAGUGUCGUCACACCUUGCUCAUAAAAUGUUGGCCUUUACCUACAAACACAUGAGCUCAUUUGGCUACUGGGACCCUGUAAAGCUGAGCGAAGGAGAGACAAUCAAGCCUGUGGAGAAUGUGGAGAACCCUCUUUACCCUGUAAUCCAUCGCCAGUACAUUUAUUUUUUAUCUAAUAAGCAAUCUAGAGAAAAAUUUAUGAUGAACCCAAUCAAAUACAUCCGGCAACCCAAGCCCAAAGCUACUAUGCCUGUGAAGAUUAUGAUUGUGGGGCCUCCUAAGUCAGGGAAAACUACAGUUGCCAAAAAGCUUGUAAGUGAAUAUGGCUUAAAACGCUUGUCAGUGGGAGAUGCAUUGCGUAGCAUGUUAAGCAAUCACCCGGAAACGGAGCUGUCACUUAUGAUAAACUGGCACCUUCACAAAGGCAUGACAGUGCCUGAUGGACUUGCUGUUCAAGCUUUGGAUCUCUCCCUGAUGGAGAGUGUGUGCAAUACCAUAGGUGUGGUCAUUGAUGGCUACCCGGUAACCACAAACCAGAUGAAUAUCUUGGAGGCAAGGUCAAUCAUUCCCAUGGUCAUCUUUGAGUUGGAGGUGCCAUCCAAGGAGAUCUUCAAAAGAUUGCUGCUAGAAAAGAAGAUGGAGCAAAGUACACCAUAUCCACUGCACAACAGCACACAGAUUAUAGCUCAUAAGAAUGCCAAGUACCAUAAAAAUAUCAAGGAGAUCAGGGAAUUUUAUCAAGAACAGCAUCAAAACUGGCACGUGAUUGAUGGAUUUCACAGUAAGUGGUGGGUAUGGAAUGCAAUCAUCAAAGACAUCCAACAGAUGAAUAAGUACAUACAGAUAUACAUGGAAAGAAUCAAGGACGGGAAAGCUGCUUGCAUUGACAAACUAUGUAUCACACCCGAUGAACUGAUUGCUCGCCUGGGAGAGUUUGGACAGUUCUGCCCUGUCAGCCUAGCAGAAUCUUAUGAAUUAAAUGAUUGUUCUACAACUAACAGCUUGGAAUUUGCAGCAGAAUUCAGGGGUCACUAUUAUAAAAUGAGUUCCAAGGAAAAUCUAAAUAAAUUUCUGAUGAACCCAGAAUUGUAUGUGCCUCCCUUGGCACCUCAUCCGCUCCCACCUGCCGCCAUGCUCCCCAAAAGGCUGACCCUGUCAGAGCUGAAGAGUCGAUUUCCUAAGUGUGCUGAGCUCCAAGGCUACUGCCCAGUGACUUACCUGGACGGAAAACAAAGAUAUGAAGCCCUGGUGCCUGGCAACAUUCAAUAUGCUGCAGAGUAUCGUGAUCGAAUAUUUAUUUGUGAGACUGAAGAAAAACUCCAGAAAUUUUUGAGGAUGCCAAUGCACUACUGGGACCAGAAGCUUCCAUACAAACUUCCCCCGCUAAAGGAACCCAUCCACCUUACCAGCCUCCCUUUGCCUGGGUAUCUGGAACAGGGCACAGCAACCUCCCUCAUCAAGGCGAUGAACGCAGCAGGAUGCCUGAAGCCCAAGUUCCCCUUCCUAAGUGUGAGGCGAUCAGUGCUCCUCUACGUAGCGUUUCAUCUCAAAGCAUUUAAUCCCAAAGGGUCUCAAUAUUCAAGACAAAAAUACAAGAAGAAGAUGGAGAAGUUUGUGGAAAGGUGUGAACUCAUAACAUACCUCAGUGCCAAGAUGACUCGCAAGUACAAGGAGCCUCAGUUCAGAGCCAUUGACUUCGAUCACAAGCUGCAGACCUUUUUCUCCCUGAGAAACAUAGACCCAAUUACUGGAUAACUCGCUGACGAUACCAAGACCCAAUUCCAAAAGUCUUCUCCAAGGGACAGAGGGACUAAAAGGAACAGACCUAAACACUUGCAGUUUCUGAAGUUUAUUUCCCUCUUGCCUGAUGUUCUGUGGUUACCAGGCCUGAAAGGACUAUCAGCCAGGAAGGGCCACCCUAUGACUACCUAAAUGUUAACACAACAGUUUUCAAGUUGAUUGCCCGCUUUUGAAUUCUGAUGCUUCCACAAAAUAGGCAUUCUGUUUGAGAUAUUAAAAUGCUUACUAAAUCCA